Magallana angulata is the source of this 1242-nucleotide messenger RNA. Its product is annotated as UPF0696 protein C11orf68 homolog. Lineage: Eukaryota; Metazoa; Mollusca; Bivalvia; Ostreida; Ostreidae. The transcript is spliced from 3 exons. The coding region runs from base 206 to 961 and encodes 251 amino acids. The record is from RefSeq and is a predicted model, not a curated record.
UUGGCGUGCCAUAGCUAGCGCUAUCUCAUGUGGUUCCGGAAUGACCUUGACAGUGAUGAAGUAGAAUUCCAUUAGUUACGCCAUUUUAUUUCUACAUUUUCCCUUGGUUAUUUACUUUGGACAUUUUUACCUCAUUUCCUGUGACUGCAGUAUAAAUGUAUAUAGUAUAUGCGUGUGAAUAAAGAUAACCGUACAGCUGUAUACUAUGGAAGAAGACAUGGACGUGUCCACCACCACCCCACUCAGUACAAUGAAGGGUACUGUGCUAGUACACCCUAAGUACUUACAAAUUGUCGAUCAAGCCCAGGAAUCUGAUUUUGCUAUCCCAGUGAUCUAUCGGGCGGGAAUUAAUAAGGAACCAAUAGAUGAUUGGCUGGAGAAUCAUAAACCUUCCACCAUAUGCAGUUUUCUGAUUUUAUUUAGGAAUCAAGGUUUUGGGUGGAUUCAUAUUAUUAACCAGAGGAUUCCAAAAAACAUUGAGGGAGAUAUCGAAGGAUUAGAAGAUGCAUGGGAUGACUUACUAGCAUCAAAGAGAGAAGUUUGUAAAGAAAGAAUUUUUGAACUGGCUAAAAAUUUCCGAGUACUACCUGGAAAAUGGAUGUUCUGGGUUUCUCCUGGUGGAAAGGGAGACCACUUUUGGUCUUUGAUUGCUAAAGGUGUAGCGAGUGGAAAAACUCUAGCUACCCAUGCUAAAAUGAGUGCUUUAGAAGAGAAUACAAGUCAUGUUGUGUGCAUCUAUAAUGACAAUUUUCUUGAUGAAGAGGAAGUGUAUGAAAGUGAACGAACCAUUCGAAGCCUUGGAAUUAAAUGUUCUCUUCAUUACAAACCAGAUGUGUUCACUUACUUAGGCGUGUACGGAAUGAAUCCCUGGGGAAUAAGACCUACCAUCUACACUAGCUACUUUGAUAUUCUUAAAAAUCAAUCCAUUAUCAGAAAAAGGGAUGAACAUUUAGCCACUUGAAAAAUUGUAUCAUUUCAUAUGAUUAGAAUAUACAGGCACAAAAAAAACUACACGUGUUAUAACUAGAUUAGCCCAUUUUGCAAGUAGGUUUUUUGUUUGACAUGUAGUGAUAAUUUAAAGCAUUCUUGUCUCAUUUGAGCUGAAAACUCAAGUACCGGUAAGCUUUGUGUCGUCUGUAAACAUUUUGUAUUGUUCUUAUCUAUGGUUUAUUUAACACUCUACAAAAAGGAACUUUGGUAUAUCAAUCAACCUCUUCCUAAAAUAAACAAAGAAUUGCGAGA